Messenger RNA from Pangasianodon hypophthalmus (striped catfish), 2820 nucleotides. RefSeq names its product mycbp associated protein (gene mycbpap). The transcript is spliced from 18 exons. NCBI's taxonomy places the organism in Eukaryota, Metazoa, Chordata, Actinopteri, Siluriformes, Pangasiidae. The record is from RefSeq and is a predicted model, not a curated record. The coding region runs from base 238 to 2802 and encodes 854 amino acids.
UUCAUUUUCCUCUUAGUGCGCUUUUUUUUUUUUAAAUAUUAAAGUUAAACUCGAAGAGAAAUUUAGUCUCAUAAAUAUUUAUCAGAGUAUUUCUCUUUAACCUUCAGGGUUUGCCUUUGUUUUAAAACAACAUUGUCUCACUAAUGUAGUGAAGCUCAAACUGGAGAGAAGGAAAACUAACUUUAUAAUAUAUUUAGAGUAAUAAAAUACUGUUUAAUAAAAUAUUAAACUAUUAAAAUGGCAAGUGUUGGGAAAACAGCUAAAGCUGCUAAAAAGGAGAACAGAGCUCCUGAGAGAUCAGCACAUGAUAAGAAGCAAGGGAAGGUGUUGGAGGAAAGUCAGUGCUCUAUUAAUGAGGAACAGGGGAUGAGUCCCACUGUGAAAGGAGAGGACAUCCCGGCCCUGGCCAUCAGACCUGAACAUCUAGAGAAGCUGCGAGUCCCUCAGCCCCCAAAAGACUCCCAAAAGCCCCGAGCCACAAGCCGCGUGCUGGUCCGUAAGACCCGCCCUCCUGAUGAUCUCAGUGCUGGUGUGAAGGUUGCCAUGGCGAAGCUCCUCCCAAUGGAUGCUGACCUGCAGCCACUGGAUUAUACAGGUCCAGGAGGUCCACGCUUUGAUGCCCAGGGCAUGGUCCUGCCGCACAGCAUUCUGGGAAGUCUGGAGGACUUUAGGAAGGAGAUGGAGUCUAGAGGAGAGGUGGAGCUCAUUAAGCGAAUUCCUGAUACGAAGAAACAACAACGUUUUGACUUUAGAGGACAGAAGCCUGAAGACAGGACCACCUCUCGCCUACAUUAUGAGCGGGACCAACAAGGACACGCUCUUAAACACUGGUGUUAUCACAUGGCAGAGAGACGCAGGCAGCAGAGCUUCAUCUCCAAUUUGUUGCAGAAGCCGGUGGAGGAUCUGCUGAUGAACCAGUCAAACAGAUUCAGAGAAACUCAGGAGCAGAGAGAACUGAUCAGCCAAGGACUUCCUGCACUACAACAUGGACAUGGUGCCCGUGUGGGCAGUGAGUUCUGGAGUGUUCCCCAGCGAUAUGGCGAUGAACUGAGCGGAAUCGCGGCCACACUGACCCAGAAGGAAAGAGGACACGUGAAACCCAUCACACACAUCACACAGCCUCAUAGCACACGGAUAGAGUCAGGUAAUGUGCUGUCUGAGCGCUCAGUGAGUAGAGAGUGGAGUCACAGUCAGUACCUGAAGCAUCGCCAAAAUGAACUCAGAAAUGUACUGAGCGACCUCGACUUCAAUCAGCCUGAGAUGGAUGGGUUGGAGAUUGUGGGUUCUAGUCAACCUUUCACAUCUGAGUCAGAGGAGUGCUGUACGAAGCAGGAGCAGAAUGAGGAGGACAGGAGCGAGGGAGAGCAUAAAGAGAAUGAGGACCCACUGGCGCUUUUUGAUGAUGUCAUGUUAGAUGUGGAGCUGCUUCCUGCUCUGAGGAUCAGUGGUGAACUGGCACGCUGGAGCGGAAGCACCACUUCUCAUCAGGGAGAGGUUGGUGUCUCUGUCUGCCUGACAUUUGAGGCUGUGGUGGGUGAGAGCACAUGUUCUCACCUGGAACUGAAGAAUGAGGGAAGUACAGCCAUCUACUACAGCUGGCAGAAACUGGAGCUGCCACACAGCUUUCCCGAGGCCAGAACACACACACAUACUCAACAAUUCUACUUUAACACAGCUACAGCUGUGAUACUACCAGGUGAUACUGAGAGAAUUCUAUUCACCUUUAAGACUGUGCGUCCUGGGAUCAUGACAGAGGCGUGGAAGCUGCACACACACCCUGUGCUGUUGGGCGGAGCCAGACUUCAGGUCACACUCAAGGGCUUAGCUCUGUACCAGGACAAAACCGCUGAAAAGAGAGCGGCCCUGGAGCUGGAGUUGGAGCAGCGAGUGGCCAUGUCAGUGUGCAGAUCUGUGGUGUUUGAGUUGCUGGAUGGGAUUCGUACUCCAGACAGACCAAGAUCACCAGCUCAACUCUACCUGACAGAGGAGGAACAAUUUAAUGCCCAGAAUCCGAAUCUGCACUAUCAUCAUGAGCCAGUGGAGGCACUGAAGGGCCUGUGGGAGCAGGCAAAAUGGACAGAGUCAGGAGAUACAGAGGACGAACACACACAUGGCCCUGUCUGGGAUCUGUCUAUGAGCAGCCUUCAUCAGGUGGUGAUGUCUUUGCCACCAGGAGACGCAGACACACACGAGAAGAGUGUAGGACUGUGCAGGGAGGAAGCUCUCAGCCAAUACAACACAUUAUUGUUGCAACUCCACCAAUCACAGCCUGCCUCCAUCCCGCUCACACUGCACGCAAUAGGGCUGCAGUUAUGGAGGGAGCUGUUGGAUGGUUUAGCCAGUGAGGCUCUGUGGCUCAGACAUGUGCUGGGACUUCCUGAGAACGAUAACUGGGGAGACACAGAAACAGACAGCCAGGAAGAGCCAGCGACGGAGGAGGACAUGAUGGAAAGAAAAGAAGCGCCGCUGAUUAAAGAGAAGGAGGAGAAGAAAGGUGCAGCCAAACCUGCAGCCAAGGACAAACCUGCUGAGGAGCAUGGCUGGAGUAAGGACAAGCCCAAAGAGGAGGAGGAGGAGGAGGUGUUGGAUUUGGAGAAGCAGGUGAACACAAAGUCGUCCUCUACCACAAUAAGUCUAAACACAGAGAGCACUCAACAACAGUGUGACAUCAAGCCUGAACUACAGCAAAGAUACCGACACACUCUACACCGACAGGCAUGGACACACACACACACACACACAUACACACACACUGACAUGGUCAGCUGCCGCACCAACAAACACAUUAUUAAUACUAAUUAAAAAACAGUUUUUAACAGU